Molecule: messenger RNA, 2403 nt
Organism: Larimichthys crocea (large yellow croaker)
Lineage: Eukaryota; Metazoa; Chordata; Actinopteri; Sciaenidae
Gene: sack1fb
Product: family with sequence similarity 83 member Fb
Exons: 5
Coding region: 131-1681 (516 amino acids)
Biological process (GO): signal transduction
Molecular function (GO): protein kinase binding
Source: RefSeq, a predicted model, not a curated record
CUUCCCCAGCAGCUUCACUUCUACCUGUUGAGCGUCACACACAGGCAGGUAAGACCAGACAAGCUCCCACAGUGUGUGUGUUGUGUGACAGCUUCAGAAGCUCCGGGAGGGGGGUACCGCAGACACAGCCAUGGCCGAAUCCCAGCUCAUGUGCAUGGAGGACGGCCACAUCGGAGUCAAAAUCCCGGAGUCUAAACCAGAGUUUUAUUACAGCGAGGAGCAACGCGGGGCCAUCGAGGAGCUUCUUAAGAAUGGCGAUGGUGCCUUCAAAACCAGACUCCAAGCAGACAAAAUGAAAGACUUUUUAUCGGCCAGAGAGGUCAAACUACUGGUUAACACUUUCAGAAAGUACGACUCGGAUGAUGACAGCAGCAGCAGCAGCAGCAAGAAGGCACAGUCCGGCACCGACGCGGAUUCAGGGGUCCAUUCCACCUACUGGCCCCAGAUGUCAGAGACCGAAGUGCCGCCGCUGGAUAUCGGCUGGCCCAGCGGGGGGUUCUUCAGAGGGGUGACCCGGGUGUCCGUGCACACGCACCCGCCCAAAGACAACGGACCUCACAUUAAGGAGGUGGUGCGGCGGCUCAUCCAGGAGGCCACCAAGGUGAUAGCGAUAGUGAUGGACAUGAUCACAGACCCGCAGAUCCUACAGGACCUGAUGGAUGCGGCAUUCCGUCGCUCCGUGUCCAUUUACAUCCUGAUGGAUAACCAAGCUGUGCCGCACUUCCUGGAUAUGUGCUCCAGGCUGCAGAUCGGCUCACAGCACCUUCGGAACAUUCGAGCCAGAUCACUUCAGGGAAUCGGCUUCAAUUUGUCCUUCGGCAGACUUCCUGGUUCACUCUGUUAUAAAUACAUGCUGGUGGACGGGGAUAAAGUCAUGUUUGGCUCGUACAGUUUCUCCUGGUGUACGUCUCGAAUGGACCGGAACAUGAUCACUGUGAUGACCGGACAGGUGGUUGACUUCUUUGACCGGGACUUUCGUGAGCUUUACGCUAUCUCCGAGAAGCUGGACCUCUACAAGGAAUUCCACGUCAGCCAGCCUGCUCCGAACACGACAGGAACACUACGCUCCAAAGUGGGGCCCAAACGUCCACCUUUACCAGCGACCACAUCCCGCUUCCAGGUUACCUUAGGAGAUUCACGGAACGCUGACAUCCAGGUGCCUGCACACAAAUACUACAAUCCCAAAUACUCACUGGUAUUUGGGGACCCCCCGCAUCGACCAGGGUCUCUGCAGGAGCGUGGACGCACCAGAGAGUCAACUCUGCCUGAGACUCCUGAGGAGGUGGAACCGGGAAGGCAACGAUUGUCUAGCAGUGAGAAGGUGGACCGACUUAGUCCUCUGCCUUCAGAAGCCCCGAACGAAAUCUUCAAGAAGCCCAACGGAGUCACGCAGGUCAAGAAGAGGUGGCCUUGGAAUAAAAAAUCCUCCACUGUCAAAUCCAACAGUAAGCUUUCAGUUAACAGCCUGGCGAACAGUAUGUGCCCCUCAGCUCCAGAAACCAGUCGGACUGAUGAGAACGAGGACAACUUUGAGGUUAUUGUGAAAACUCCAUCUAAAUCAAAGAGUAAGAAGUCAUCUAAAACGCACCAGAGGACAGACUCUGCGCAAACCGUCAACACUGCACAAGACAAUGAGAGUGUUAAGAAUCGACGUCAAGCAAAAAAAUGUAACGUGUCCUGAGAUGAACCUGCCUGUCCUCUGACCACAGAGCGAAGUGACAUCCUUGAAGUGGAUUACAAAGUGUUUUCCUUUUAAAAAAACAAAAAAACAAAACAACUAAUGUAAUCUUCUAGUGUGCAAUAUUCUAAGUAUUUUAUUCAGUGCCUUACAGACAGACCGAAUGAAUGUGCAGUCCUUUGCAUGCAGUUUUUCUAUGUUUGUUCAAAGUGUCGUGGUGUGUCCGUUGCCCUUGUGGGGUGCAGAAAAGUUUGUUGGGGCUUGAGGGAGGCUGGACACAGAAGAGUGUAUAGUUUAUAUUUGAGAGCACAAAAUGUGCUCCUUUGGCGGGGUAUAAAGAAAGCAGUUGUCUGAAGUUACAAAGGCAAACUUAAUUUUCCCUGAUUAGGAAUUCUUUGGAACUCUGAGCCACGCCCGUCCUUUAAAGACUCUGACUCUGCUGCAAGAUGGGUGAGAAACACUCCGAUCAUGAGCGACUUGAAACAGGUCAUUAUCAGACCUUUUUUUUUUAUUACUUUUUUUUACAUGGAGACAUGUUUAAAAAAAGAAGAAAAGGUGAGGGUGACUUUGUGCUAUCCCUCUAGCAAUGUAUUGAGGGCCGUUGUGUGUACAGGACUGGACUACGAACUUUCUUAUUUUGCUAUGUUGUUGUUUACCUGUUAAAAAUCUUAACAAAGAACUUAUGUUAAUGUCCAUUUGAUGCACUAAUAAAUUUUGGGACCUCU